UGGGAAUUCAGGGACCUCUUUGGGAUCUCGUUCAGUGUGAUCACUUCAUCUAAAAAAAAACCUAACGUGUUCAAAAGGGACACAUCCAGACCAUAAAAGUAUUUUUCAAAAGAGUAGCACCGGCCAAUAUAUAACUGUUAAAGAAUUUGACGCAUUAGAACAAAUCAUCACAACGUUUAUGCCGUUUCUUCACGGUUGGCUCGCACAGCCAGUCAAGCUGGCUCGGGCACGAACGACACAUCUGGAGCACACGAAGAUUUCAAUUUCAGUCAUUAUUUCUACCGAUCUAAUAUACUUUAAAAGACGCCGUAGAAAUGGAGGCGUUGCACACCAAGGGUAUUUGGAUGGCUGAAUGUCUGCAGCAGCAGACAAAGAACAUAGAGCAGUUCUGGCUCACCGUCACUCACUUCGGAGAUCCUCAAGUAGGAUUUCUGUUCCUAUUCCCUUUAAGUUAUUUCGUGUCUAAUCGAUUGGGAGUUGCGGUGCUGUGGGUCUCGGCCCUGACGGAGUGGUUAAACCUGAUGCUUAAAUGGGUGCUGUUUGGAGAAAGGCCGUUCUGGUGGGUUGGCGAAUGUCAACUAUUUUUCAUCACAAAGCCCAGAAUUUUCCAGUUUCCAUGCACCUGUGAAACCGGCCCAGGCAGUCCGUCAGGACACGCGAUGGUGACUGCUGCAGUCUGGUGGGUUGUGGUGCCCCCUCUCAGCUCCUUUCUGCACUCCCGCACUCACCGUUGGGAGAUAUCAGCUGCUCCCUAUCUGAUUUACGGGCUGCUGGUGGGUUCAGUUGGACUAUCCAGGAUCUUUAUCCUUGCUCAUUUUCCUCACCAGGUUGUUACUGGAAUCAUUGCAGGCAUCUUUCUGGGGAUUUUUCUUGGCCGUAGAGUGCCAGAAGGGCGCCCCCUGUUGUUCUUCGUCAGCUUCAGUGCAGGAAUGCUGUUCAGUGCUCUGAUUCUGAAUGUUGGCCUGAAGCUGGUUGGCAUUGAUCUCCUCUGGACUGUCACUUUGGCGAAGAAAUGGUGCAGCCGUGCCGAGUGGGUCCGCUUGGACACAGUCCCGUUCUCCGCCCUGGCCCGGGACUGCGGGACCCUUGUUGGUCUGGGGCUGGCCCAGAACUGGAAUCAAAGCGGAUGGUGUACGUCGACGAAUCACCGCGCUCUGUCUCUGGCUGUUUCAUUCAUUGGGCUGUACCUCGUGUACAGCCUGCCGUUCCCUGGCAAAUCACAGGACCUCUUUUACUGCAUGGUCUUCGUCAAGUUCACCCUGGUGCCUCUGACUGUCAUGGCGGUCAGUCCUGUGCUGGUUCACUUUUUCAUACGCAAAAUGAAAAAGGAUUAGAGAGGCACUUCUUCACAUGAGUCCAAGUUGUCUCGAGUCUUUUACUCUUCUUACUUCUGAAGGUUCCAACUUUAAAUGAUGUUGUAUUUCAGAUAUAGUUCUCUGUUUAAUGGUGUUAAACAGAAACCAAAAAAAGAAUGCUGGUAUUUUUAUUUAUUUUUUGUUGUAAGUGACGUGAUCAAGAGUUUUUAUUUUUAGCCUGUCAAAAUAUUUUCGUCUUUGACAAUGCACUUUUGCCUCAUUCGUGGCGAUUGUGAGAGAACGUUCACGCUUUCCAAAUUUGUAUUCAAUGAUUUGUUGGUGUUCUAAGUGUUAAAAAACAAAAACCAGCUCUAUUGUGCGUGGGCCGACAUCAGGUUUCCACUGUUUUACAGCUCUUAAAAGUGAAAGUCAAAAAUUGCAAAUUGAACAAUUAUUCCCCCUGCUGCUAUGAUCCAGUAUGUUGUUUAUUACAGUUGCAAUAAUUUAUUUAGCAAAAAUAAAUUACUGCAUAAUUUAUUACGUAAUGAUAAUAGCGUAUGUAUGACACAUACAAACACACAAGCGUAUGUGUGCGUAAUAAAUACGCAUUAGCAAUUUUCCGGAGCCAAUUGUGGGACCUUUUUGUUUCUCUGUUUCUGGAACAAAAACAUAAAUAUUUUCAAAAGUAGCAUUGUUUCUUCUGCAGUGAGCUGCAACGGGAGGAGGAACUACCUUAUGCACUUUUUCUGGCAUCUCAUUAAAAGUAGUUCAAUUUGUAGGAAAUGUUUCAUGGAUAGUUCAAGACCAUUACAUUUGAAAACCUCAGUAUUCCUUAAUGUAGCUUACACUGGCCCAUGCACAUAAGGCGACUUAAAGUUGUGUCAAAUUGUUUAAAGUUGAAAGCACUUUCAUACACACCAGAUGUGUCAAACGUUAGAUUUCAAUCACUUUUUUUUUUUUUUUUUUUUUUAAAAACCCUAGUGGUCGAGAUAUCCGAGUCUGUGCCAUUUUAAACUGUAGUAUUUCAGUUGUUUACAAAAAUACAAAAACAAAAAUAUUUCACUGUGCAGUUCAACACCUGUUUUUUUUUUUUUUUUUAAUAAAUACUUCUUUCCGGACUAUUUAGUGAAAAUCCUUUAGAGAGCCAACUAAUAAACAUUCCUUGGCCGUCAAAUCCCUUCCUACAUACUCAAAGUAGCUAAUUAAUCCAGAUCCACAAAGUCUUAACACUAUUUUCUUGAUAGGAAGAUUUAUUUUUGAAUUGAGGAAACACUUGUCAAUGUUAUUCAAAUUUAUCAAGAUGUUCUAAUGUUUUUUAUUUUUGCUUCUACAAAUUAAAAAUUCUAUUUAAAGAUCCUUAAGAGGGUUGAGUCCAGAUUUUUUUUCUCCAGAGUAUGGAAAGAAAGAAUUGCUAACAUUGUUCAAAAAUCUCUGUUUCAUGUUGCGUUGGAUUAACAUCUUUUUUUUUUUUACCAUAUCUAUGCAAUUGACAAGUCAAAAAAUAAAUGACCGACAUGCAUAACGUGUUUCAGUUUAUAACCAUUUAUAAAUAUGUUUUUUUUUAAUACAUAGGUUGGACUGUACAUGUUACAAUCAGUUAUCAUGAGAUAAAAACACAUUCUUUUUUAACAUUUUUAAUGAAACUUUUUAUCACAGCGAUCUGAAAGCUCACAUUUACAGACAAGAGAACUCUGCUCAGCAAGCAAAUACGUUUAAAAACUAAAAUAAAGGAAAUCUUUUACUCGUUCUGGUGAGGCUGAAGGAGAAUGGAUGAGGACAGUUCGGGGACAGCAGCCGUCUCCUUAUCUUAAUUCCCGACACCGUAUCACACACUGCUAUACAUGUUUCUGCUGGAGCUUCAUGGAAAGAAUAGAACAUGCAUCGGACUAUUUACAGCAAACUAAUAUACACGUACAGCUCGAACUCGAACGCCCUUGGACUCCCGCAACCGAACAAGUCCUGUUUAAGUUAGGUAUGAUACAGUUUGACCUUCAUUUCUCUGGUAGCUGUUGAAACAGGAGACGAGGAGGAGGUCUCUCUGUCGAUCAUCUUUAUCUGACAUCACAAAGUAAAAAAGCUACAGACAAAAAAGCCUAUAACUUUUCUCAAAUAUAACAAGAACGUGACUAUUUUUGUUAUUCCACAUUACGAUGACUCCAAAUAUGGAGAUUCUGGAGAAAAUACCAAGCUUUAUUGUUAUUAUUAGUCUAUAAUUAUUCUAUUCUCUUUCAGCAGAUUUCUAUUAUUUCCAACAUUUGUGCAUUUAAGAAGCUGUUCUUACAUAGGCUUUUUUUGGGUUUUUAUUUUUUUGGAACAAGGUGAAACAUGAUUUGGCCUUUAAAACAAAACACAAAAAAAAACAAACAAACCCACAAAUCCGAGCCGGAUCGAGCGCAGUAUCUAAACCACUAUAUACAGCUUGUGCUAGAAAGUCUAUACAUCUUCGCCAGUUUUUAAAAACGUCGUUCUCUCCUCAUACCGUCACUCACCACCAAGCUGAAAAAUUAUACAGUAAUGGAAUCUCUGACAGUCUGGCCGCAUCGGACGCACACCCAUGCUCUCCAAAUUCACCAAGCGCAGCAACAACCCAAGUAGAUAAAAUAUAUAAAGUGCACCCUUAGUUCAAAAUGUAAGACGCAUUCAGAGGGCAGAACUGGCUGGGGGGAAAAAAUAAAUAAAAAAAUCAUGAAAAUAAAGUAGAAGAGGGAGAAAUGUUUACCAGGAGCUGGUGAGGAGGAGGGGUGGUGGGGAGAUGCAUUUGCUUGCUUGUAACCUUUGAGCACUAACCUGUCACUAUUUCGAAGGAGGGACAGAACCAAACUUCAAUUGUACUUUCAAUAUUACACUUCCAGUUAAUUACUCAUCGUUAACUUAGGCAAAACCGCUGUAUUGCAAUCAAAGCAGAUCUCUGUUCUGUAAUUCCAACAACUGGAGCCACUAAUUAAUAACGAAUAACCAACAUACUGCAGCCAAAUGGCUCUAUGGACAGUGGAUCUACAGUGACUCUUUAGAAAAGUCUGGUUUUUAAUUACGUUAAAAAAAUGUCUCUUUUCAAAACGUUUCUCUACUGAACAGAAAAAUAAGCUAAUCUGUUUGAAAAUAAUAAUAAUAAAAAAAAAACUAAAAUCAAUAAAUCCUGGUGGCAUAAGUGUGUUCAGCUUUAGACAAAUGCUUCCUUGGACUCUUCAAUUUCAGCAUUCAGUGUUAUUGAAAUUCACUACAACAAUCAAUUAUAUUGAAUUUGUUUAACAUUUGGAUCCUUUAGCUAAUCUAUAAAGGGAUCUCACUGUACAAAGGUAUCCCUAAACCUGGCAGAAAAAACUUAAACCGAGUAUCAUCUUGGGGAAACAACCAUCUAAAGGUAUUUACGUUUUACUCCAAAAUGGAAAACAAGGCAAGGGAAAACUUUUCAUUGGCAUUAAAGCAAAUAAAGUCUUUUUAUAAUUGCUCAGCAGCUUUUUGCAUGUUUCCACUGACAUUUUCAUGGUUUAUCUUUGGUGAUGAGUAAGGAAAGUUCUCUUUGCAAUCACCCUAAUACUUAGCUCAAUCCAUUAGAUUCAAGUUGGGAUUCUGGCCACUCCAAAAUGUUACUACUUCCAGUCUGAAAAAAAAGGUAAAAUCAAGAGAUGACUUUAAACAUUAAAGCCAGCAGCAAAACAUUGUAGAUUAAUGGGGGAAAAAAAA
Molecule: messenger RNA, 4979 nt
Organism: Poecilia reticulata (guppy)
Lineage: Eukaryota; Metazoa; Chordata; Actinopteri; Cyprinodontiformes; Poeciliidae
Gene: g6pc3
Product: glucose-6-phosphatase catalytic subunit 3
Biological process (GO): gluconeogenesis; glucose 6-phosphate metabolic process
Cellular component (GO): membrane
Molecular function (GO): glucose-6-phosphatase activity
Source: RefSeq, a predicted model, not a curated record